CCCAAGUUUCCUUUCUUCAGCAGAUUAAAAGAUGCUAAGAUCACCAAAUUGUGCCACCAAUUUGACCAGAUAUUUCUCGAAGGUCAGUGUGGAUAUAAUAUAUUCUCAAAAUUUACGAUAAGGAUACCACCAGUUUGAAAUUGUCAAUUUCUACACGUGUAUGAGUACAAGACUCAUCGGCUGCAGAGACCACAAACGAGAUGGAGACCGAAACGAAAGCCAAAAUAACACAGCUACACAACAUGCUGGGAUUAGCUCUCCGCACACAAGUAACAUCCGAUGAGCUAAAGCAGCUACUGCAAUAUUUCCAUGGGUGCGGGGUUGGAAGACGAGAGCAAGAGAAUAUAGUGGACUUCUUGACCCUCUGGCAAAAACUCGAGACAAAAAAGAUCAUUGAACAGCGCAAAUAUAGUAUACUCGAAGAUGCUUUCAGAGGAAUCAAGGCACCUGCACACAUAAGCGUUAUCAAAGAGUUUGAAGAAAAAAUGAAAAGUGAAGACGGCCUGUACAAUGAUUGGGUUAUCGAUAACAAGACCGUAGAAAGCGUAGAAGAGCUAAAAGAUUUGAUAAGGAAGUAUGAGCCGUUACUGCAAAUCCGUCGCGGAGUCGUACUCAACAAUGCAGUUUUUUGUCGUAUCACAAAUGAUGGUGGACAAAUGCAGCUGCGAAACGGCACAGCAAAGCUCCAAGUUCCUCUGAAUGCAAUGGUAGCAAAUGCAGAUGUCGUGUUUUGGAUCUUCCGUGUACCAGCGGAAAAAAAAAGACAUCUACGAAUAACAAAUCCUCGUUCCUUACGCAUCGUGCAAUGCUCCCUUCCGUUCCAAUUUGGCCCGCCAGGGCUUGUCUUUAGGAACCAAGUAAUUCUCACACUCAAGGACCUUAGUUUGGCAAGGUCUGUUUCACCCGAACCCAUGUUGAUCUGCAGAAAGAAAGACGGGGGGAAAAAGUGGACGAAAUUGGGAUCCUGUUUCUGUGAUGUAAGAAAUCAGACUGCCACUGCUCAGGUCAAGAAGUUCUCUAGCUACGUGCUCGGGCGACCAGCGACAGAUCACACACAUCUCUUGAAUGUGCACGUGCUGGUAGAGUUCAGAGUUGCAGUAGACGAAGACGAUAGUGCCUUCUAUAUAUAUUUUCUGAUGAAUGACUACAGUUACGUCUCGGAGUUUGUUCAGAAACAGCAAAUAUGCGUUAUCAUAGAGGCGUGUCUGUACCUGGACCCACAGAAUGAUGUGAAUGUCAGCGUGAUAUAUGCCAAUGGAUGUAAACAUAAUACUGAGGACGUACGAGAUGACGCAUUGCAAGGUCUUGCAGAAUUUCCUGUUCAGAUUCCCUUACCAAGCUCUAUCGUGCACGGUGAUAUCGAGGCACUGACUCUGAUGCAAGAUGGUAACAUUCUGCUUCGUCUUCCUAUUGGAACAACUAAAGAAAGGCCAGGCGCAUCGGAUACUCGAACUGACUCCCUACGAACAGACAUGACAGAGAAAAUAACCGAAUCAAAGGAUUUGGCAACGGACCUCCAGUCACGGAGCCAACAUUCUGAGGAGGCAAUGGUAUGCGAGGAUACGGACGUGGACUAUGGAUUGGGAAAAGGAAGGGCUGAAACAGAAUGUGCUGCUGUUUCCGACUGUGCUGAUAAGAGUGUCUAUAAGGCCUCAAAAUCGGGUAAAGAAAUGACCAUGUGCGCACUGCAUAAAAGGCUAGCGCUAGAUCUCGAAAUGCAGCUGUCAUCAGAGGACAUUAAGAGAUUGAAGCAUCAAUUCAUAAAGUUUGGAAUUACUUCAGAAAGUGAUAUGGAUAGCGUUUCUGAUGACAUCUUAGAUCUUUUGCCCCUGUUAGAACGGGAAAAGAUCAUUGAGAUUGGCAAUUACAGUAAAUUAAAAGACGCUCUGAGAGCGAUUGGUGAAACGGAUUGCGUUCAUGCCAUAGAAGACUUUGAAAGAUGUGUGAAACAUGAAGGUAAAGUCAUCAUACCACCCCAUAAAAAGCUGGCGUCAGCUCUGGAAUUGCACUUGACGUCACAGGCCGUUAAGAGAUUGAAGCGUUACUUCAUAAAACGCCGAAUUACUUCACAAAGUGAUAUGGAUAGCGUUCCUGAUGACAUCUUAGCUCUUUUGCCCCUGUUAGAACGGGAAAAGAUCAUUGAGCUUGGCAAUUACAGUAAAUUAAAAGACGCUCUGAGAGCGAUUGGUGAAACGGAUUGCGUCAUUGCCAUAGAGGACUUUGAAAGAUGUGUGAAACAUGAAGGUAAAGUCAUCAUACCACCCCAUAAAAAGCUGGCAUCAGUUCUGGAAAUGCACUUGACUUCACAGGAUGUUAAGAGAUUGAAGCAUUACUUCAUACAUAUUCAAAUUACUUCAGAAAGUGAUAUGGAGUGCGUUUCUGAUGACAUCUUAGAUCUUUUGCCCCUGUUAGAAAGGAAAAAGAUCAUUGAGCUUGGCAAUUACAGUAUAUUAAAAGACGCUCUGAGAGCGAUUGGUGAAAUGGAUUGUGUCCAUGCCAUAGAGGACUUUGAGGAAGGAAUGAAAUACAAAGAACAUGGAGAGGACACACCGACAGCUGGUCCAUCGAAAUCAUACGUUAGGGCCAGUGAUGAGAGGAAAGUGCCUCAAAGUGCUGAAUCAAAAGCACAAUAAUGUUACUGAACUGAAAAUGCGCUCUGUCAUGUCUGUUGCGCCAAUAACAAAUACAGUAGAUGACCACAAUGAACUGAGGAAUAGCUUUGGAAGAAACAGACUCAUAAGUUUUUUCUACUUGGACCCGCUUGAAAAAUGAGGAAAUCGAAAAGAAUGACAUAGAAAUGAAAGCAAAUCCUAAUCGAUUUAAGGUGAAACUAUAGUGACUCGAGCUCCAUUUGCCAACGUAUGGAAGACUACAUGUAGAAGUGAACUCUUUCAAUCACCAAAUAUUAGACAAGAUAUUUUUUGGAGGCCAUGCAGACAAAGGUGACAAUAUCCCCCUAGUUAUACUUUUUUUUACAAUUUUGUGGAUUUUGGAUGGGUUCUGAUGCUUGUUUGAUUGGAAAAAUGGAGUCUCUAUAGUUUUAGCUUCAAGACGAAUGCUGAAUGUUGUUAAAUCCGAGCCUAUCUAUCGAAGUGUUAAGUCUGCCAGUGCAACCACUGUUUUGUUGUUCUCUCUGACGGUUUGCAUGGUUUGGGAAAGUUUUUCGUCGUGCACUGAUCUUCCAAAUAAUGUCAAAGCAUGGCUUGUUCCGCUGGUCUAAUUAAGGCUCAUGAUCGAGGGGAUCGAAUCAUUGGUAAAUGGGCCUUUUCCAAAAGUGCCCAUCACCCAAAUAAAGCCAACAGCAAGCUUUCAAACAUGUUAAAUGCUAAUUUUGAUGAAAUUGCACAUUUUACACAUUCAUUCACAGAAAGUUAAAGUAUAGUAUAGUAUAUAUUUUAUUCAAGUGUCAUCUGUUUCACGAUACAGCCAGCCUUAUUUAGGCGUAUAAGCUUACAUAGUAGUUUACGGACCAAAAUUUAUUUUAAAUUUGCUUCUACCUACAAUAUAUUAUAUAUUUCUUAUCGCAAGCGCUUUGAUACCAUAGUUCGCAACGUAUUUCAUUACGUCUGGAUUACUCAGCAUAGCAUAACGUUUAUUUUACUAUAGUUGAAAUCAUUUCGUACAUUUUUGUACGUUGUGUACAAUAUGCGGGGCAGUGGCACAGGAAAUGCACCUCAUCUUCUACUUUAUCAUUAUCACAUUUUGAACACGUCCUUUGCUCUACCGGAAAUCCGCGGUAUCGUCCAAGUUCCAAGUUGAUUGGGAAAGUUCCAUUGCGCAGUUUAACUAAAGUUGACCGUUCAGCACUGAGUUAAGACAUUGGGGUAUGUUCUAUUGUAUAAUGUAGUAUUCCUUUGAUCAGUAGCUAUACUAGACACAAUUUUCUAAUAUUUCAGUUGAACAGAAUUUCACUGCAUGUAGAUUUAAUUCACUGAAGUGUAAAAUAAAAGUGGCAGCCGGGAAUCAACUCUGAAGGGUUCCUGGUGUUUCAUACCAUUUCCGAGUUAAUGACAUUAUUACAAUUCCUUCAAGAUGAUAAUCUUCAUGAAGUGAAUACCCGUUUGAAACGGUAGACGGUAAUAAAGGCACUGGAAAAAAAGGCACUGGAAAAAAAGGUACGGAAAAAAAGGCACUAGGUAAAAAAGGCACUGGAAAAAAAGGCACUGGAAAAAAGGCACCAGGAAAAAAGGCACUGGGUAAAAAAGGCACUGGAAAAAAAGGCACUGGAAAAAAAGGCACCAGGAAAUCACUAUACUAGGUAAAAAAGGUACUGGAAAAAAAGGCACCAGGAAAGCUCUAGGUAAAAAAUUCACCUAGGCCCAAAAUUCAUAUGGGGUGCCCCCCGUGCAUUUCUAUAUGUGUAUGUGUUUUUUUGUUAGUUUUUUUCUCUAGGUAAAAACCUGCAAACCUGCCCCAACUCGUUUUAGUUCACAUGGGUGAGCUCCGGGGGUGAUUUCAUGUCAUCAUGUCUCAGCGUCGUCGCAUAAGAGUGUCAAAAAGUAUUGUAUCUUGUAGAAAUAGAUUAUUGGUGAGGGAACCCUGAAUCUAAUUUGAUUAAACUACUCGACCAAAUCAAAUGAUCUUUGUAUCAUUUUUUAUAAGGAUUCCCUGCCUAUCCAAGCUAGUUUUUCUGGUCGGAGGGUACUGAAAAUAGGCUAUUCCGUUUUUUUUCUGGUGCCAUUUUUCCUGGUGCCUUUUUUUCCAGUGCCUUUUUUACCCAGUGCCUUUUUUUCCCGGUGCCUUUUUUUCCAGUGCCUUUUUUCCAGUGAUUUUUUUCCUAGUGCCUUUUUUUCCUAGUGCCUUUUUUUCCAGUGCCUUUUUUUCCAGUGCCUUUUUUACCUAGUGCCUUUUUUUCCAUACCUUUUUUUCCAGUGCCUUUUUUUCCAGUGCCUUUAUUACCUACAUUCGUUUGAAACAUGGGAGGCUGUUCUCUGGAAAACGAAGAGCAGACUCCAACUCUCGAGAUGGACAUCACUUUGUUUUGAAAGAGUUCUAAUUGCUGUUGGAUGAUCAACCCAUGAAUCAUACCAUUAUCAACUUUAAUUGGUUCCUGGCAUUUUACAUCAUUUCCGUUUUAUA
This is a messenger RNA of Lineus longissimus, 5079 nucleotides long. RefSeq lists its product as uncharacterized. NCBI's taxonomy places the organism in Eukaryota, Metazoa, Nemertea, Pilidiophora, Heteronemertea, Lineidae. The coding region runs from base 201 to 2633 and encodes 810 amino acids. The transcript is spliced from 16 exons. Gene Ontology annotation, biological process: regulation of apoptotic process. Gene Ontology annotation, molecular function: protein binding. The record is from RefSeq and is a predicted model, not a curated record.